This is a messenger RNA of Metarhizium brunneum ARSEF 3297, 516 nucleotides long. RefSeq lists its product as uncharacterized. The record is from RefSeq and is a predicted model, not a curated record. Lineage: Eukaryota; Fungi; Ascomycota; Sordariomycetes; Hypocreales; Clavicipitaceae.
AUGGCCCGCGCGGCCCAGCACAAUGCGCUGGCACCUUGGUCUUGCUCAGCACCAGCUCGCUCAGGCCCAUCGGCCGGGUCAGGAGCACCGGGCAGACACCAGAAUCGGGAUCCCCCAGCGCAGCCUGGUAUCCUGGUAUCCGGCAUGCGCGAUCGGACGCUCGCGCCGGCAGACGACACCUCCCCGCGCGGCAUCGUUGACCAAAGCGCGCAUCUUGGCCCGGCCACGCCAUGGGCAGUCGCGGCCGCGGCGAGAUUCAAGGCCCUCGCGUUGGAUGCGCACGUUCGAGAAACGUCAAGUCGUGCCCCGACCCCUUUUCUGUUGCGCGCGGCAACGUGGUACGUCGGGAUGCCCGCCGGCGGAGAGGCCAGGCGAGACGAACCGGUGGACCCAUGGACCCGACAUGUCGACGGCGACGGGCCCGCAGGUCGCGGCGGUGCGGCGGUGCGGCGGUGCGGACCCGACAUUCGGCGGCCGUUGGGGCAGACGCCGUGGCGCAUCGUGUGUCCGCGGUAG